Molecule: messenger RNA, 999 nt
Organism: Pongo pygmaeus (Bornean orangutan)
Lineage: Eukaryota; Metazoa; Chordata; Mammalia; Primates; Hominidae
Gene: EMC9
Product: ER membrane protein complex subunit 9
Exons: 5
Coding region: 328-954 (208 amino acids)
Cellular component (GO): EMC complex
Source: RefSeq, a predicted model, not a curated record
UGCAGGGAGCUGCAGCUUGGUCUGUCUCCCAGGCAGGCGCAGAGUCGCGGCCGCCAGCUAGGGGCGCGGGAAGGCGGGGCUCGGAUGCAAUCGGGACCUCCUCCCGGGCUGGGCCGGGGGCGGGCUCCCGGACCCAGGGCGCCGGGAGCCGGCGGACUACCUGCGAGUCGAGUUAGCGUUGUCGCCGAACCGAAGUGAGAGGGCACGGGGAAGGGUCAAAGAGCGUGCCGAAGCGCUGGAGGGAGCUUCACGGACGCGAGCUAGGCAUCGGCUCGCCUAAUCCGGUACUAAUCCGGCUUGCUGCUUCCCGUCCAGGCCUCGCUCGCCAUGGGGGAGGUGGAGAUCUCGGCCCUGGCCUACGUGAAGAUGUGCCUGCAUGCUGCCCGGUACCCACACGCCGCAGUCAACGGGCUGUUUCUGGCGCCAGCGCCGCGGUCCGGAGAAUGCCUGUGCCUCACCGACUGUGUGCCCCUCUUCCACAGCCACCUGGCCCUGUCCGUCAUGUUGGAGGUCGCCCUCAACCAGGUGGAUGUGUGGGGAGCACAGGCCGGUCUGGUGGUGGCUGGUUACUACCAUGCCAAUGCAGCUGUGAACGAUCAGAGCCCUGGGCCCCUGGCCUUGAAAAUUGCUGGGCGAAUUGCAGAAUUCUUCCCUGAUGCAGUACUUAUUAUGUUGGAUAAUCAGAAACUGGUGCCUCAGCCUCGUGUGCCCCCGGUCAUCGUCCUGGAGAACCAAGGUCUCUGCUGGGUCCCUAAGGAUAAGAACUUAGUGAUGUGGAGGGACUGGGAAGAGUCACGGCAGAUGGUGGGAGCUCUACUGGAAGAUCGGGCCCACCAGCACCUUGUGGACUUUGACUGCCACCUUGAUGACAUCCGGCAGGACUGGACCAACCAGCGGCUCAACACUCAAAUCACCCAGUGGGUUGGUCCCACUAAUGGAAAUGGAAAUGCCUAAGCCAGGGCCAGCGGGGUCCUGAUCCAAUAAAGAGACUUGGGCUGA